Molecule: messenger RNA, 4177 nt
Organism: Hydractinia symbiolongicarpus
Lineage: Eukaryota; Metazoa; Cnidaria; Hydrozoa; Anthoathecata; Hydractiniidae
Product: neuroendocrine convertase 1-like
Exons: 5
Coding region: 213-2522 (769 amino acids)
Biological process (GO): protein processing
Cellular component (GO): Golgi membrane; trans-Golgi network
Molecular function (GO): serine-type endopeptidase activity
Source: RefSeq, a predicted model, not a curated record
AUGAUGGUAUACAGCUGAUAUAUAUAUUUUACUUUAUUUUUUCAUAGUAUAUUUCUUUUAUUAGUGCUAAAAAUAGAAGAAGGAUAGAAUCAAGUAGCUGAGUAUGCCAUUUGUAGCAAUUAUAUCAUCAUAGUCUGAUGUAUCCGGCAUUGUUAUCUAACUUAAUAAAGUUUGUAUUACAUAAAUAAGCUAACUUUAUAUAUACUGUCAAUAUGUGUGAAAUCAAAAUGAAGUUAUUGGUAUUUUUAAAAGUAAUUUGGACUAGCUCUGUAGUAUUUUCAUUGCCCGAAUAUAAUGAGGAAAUACUUGAUACAGAUCAAACAUAUCCACAUAUUUAUACCAACAAAUGGGUUGUUCAUAUUGAAGAUGGACCAGAUAUGGCUCAACAAAUUGUUGAAUCCAAUGGCUUUAUUUUUCAUGGGCCGCUUGGUAGUUUACCACAUUUAUAUCACGUUGAACAUAAAGAUGUUAGUCAACGCAGUCGUAGGUCAGCAGACGAUCAUCACAGUCUCUUGGUUAAACAUCCAAAGGUACUGUGGACACAACAACAAAAAGUUAAAAGUAGACAAAAGCGGGGCUAUUUCUCUGAUCCACUCUUUAGGAACCAGUGGUAUUUAAAAAAUAAUGGUCAAACAUUUGAUCGAUGUCGGUCUUAUGACGGUUAUGAAAAACUUGACAUUAAUGUUUUUCCCUGCUGGAACUCCAACAUAACAGGUGAAGGUGUUGUUGUUUCAAUAUUGGAUGAUGGUUUAGAACAUACACACAAGGAUUUGAAGAAAAACUAUGACAAGAAGGCCAGUUAUGAUUAUAAUAGCAAUGACAAGGAUCCUUUUCCAAGAUAUGAAUCUACGAACAUUAACAAACAUGGAACAAGGUGUGCAGGUGAAGUUGCAGGGGAAGCUAACAAUGGAAUUUGUGGUGUCGGUGUUGCAUAUAAUGCUAAGGUGGGAGGUAUCAGAAUGUUAGAUGGAGAAGUCACUGAUGCUGUUGAAGCUGGCUCACUGAGCUAUGCACCAGAUCAUAUUGAUAUUUACAGUAGUAGCUGGGGGCCUGAUGAUGAUGGAAAAACUGUUGAUGGGCCUGGACCUCUUGCAAAGACAGCUUUUGCUGAUGGUGUCCGAUAUGGGCGUAAGGGUUUGGGUUCUAUAUUUGUGUGGGCAACUGGAAAUGGUGGCCGUAACCAAGAUUAUUGUUCAUGCGAUGGUUACAUCAACUCGCCAUAUACUGUUUCAAUUGGUGCUGUUGAUAACUGUGGUCGAAAGCCAUGGUAUGCGGAACCUUGUCCAAGUACGUUUGCAGUAACGUAUAGUAGCGGGGAAAUGAGUGGAAAGAGAGACAAACAAAUCUCCACAACAGAUUUGCACGGUGGAUGUACAAAUGCUCAUACUGGAACUUCAGCUGCAGCACCUUUAGCAGCUGGGAUCUUCGCACUCGUGUUACAAGCAAAUCCAAAACUGAGUUGGAGAGAUUUACAACAUCUUAUAGUAAAAACAUCCAAAAUGGUGAGUCCUGGAGACCCCAGCUGGCAAACCAACGGAGGAGGUCACAAAGUUAACUCGAAAUUUGGUUUCGGUGCGUUGGAUGCUGGAGAUUUAGUUAAAAUGGCUAGCAGUAAAGAUUGGAAAACUGCUCAACCUCAACAUACGUGUAAGACAUCUGUGUCGAAUACUCAUCUGAAAUUAAAACCUGGUGGGACCGUUUCGACAAGUAUCACUGACAACGCAUGUGCAAAGAGCGAGAAUUGCGUCACCAAACUGGAACAUGUGCAUGUUGUUAUAACUCUUGAAAAACCUACACAGAGAGGUCAGCUUGAAAUCACAUUAACCUCUCCUUCUAAUACACAUUCAGCGAUCUUGCGAAGAAGAGCCCGCGAUACAUCACAUGAGGGAUUCAAACACUGGGCGUUUCUUACCGUUUUUAACUGGGAUGAAGAUCCAAAAGGAAAGUGGACGUUGACAGUUACAGAUUAUUCCAACAGUGGUGGAAAACUGGUUAGUUGGUAUCUUAAGUUUUACGGUACAUGCAGUAUGAGAGAAAUGUUUAAUGUCGAAAUUAACGAGACCGAGAUCUGCGACGAUAAAUGCAAGCGAGGUUGUCCCAACGUGUUUUCAUCAAUAUGUAUGGAUUGUGCGCAAUAUUGUGAUUGCACUGUGGGAGAGUGUGUGCCUACGUGUGCUGAUCAUUUGGUUACAGACAACGAACUUCGUCAUUGCAAACGAACAACAGACAAUUUGAAUUACAGAUACAUUCCUCAUAGCAACCGUGAUUGGAAAUCCAAAUCAAAGCACCAGUCUAUGAUGGGGUUAUCGUUAACAGCUAAAUUUUCCAUCAUCGGAUUGUCCUUGGUUGUUGUGAGCGUGUUGAUAGGCGGCAUAGCUUAUUUCGCGUCAAAAAUGCCACCCAAUAAAAAUCUCCCUAGAGGAUACCAAUCUGUGUCACGCUAUCCUUGUUCAGAUGUGACUGUGGAAGGGGAUGAGACAGAGGAGGUUUUAGAAGCGCCUGUAAACACUGUAAACUCCUAGUUAACCAUUUAUAUAUCAAAAAAUAAGAAAGAAAAGAAAAUCCAUCUGUAGAGCAAAUCGCUGCAGUACGUCUCUCCUUCGAUGGACUACAUGACUUUUUAAUGACAAAGCUUUUCAUAAUUAAGUUCAGUAGGGCGUUACUGACACCACCCCGAAGGAGGGACUCUGAGUUUUUAAUGCUCCUCAAUGCAUAUAUUGCAUUUUUUAUAAUAUGUUGUUGUUGUCACUGAGAUGUGAAUGCAAUAAUUGUUGCGUGAAUUCACAAAUCAUUAAAACAAGACAUGACACUCAUUUUUUGUUUAAACCUUGUGGCGUAGAUGUUAUCGGCCAGAUUUACCCCGACGCUUAAUAGGAUUAAAAUUCGUAAUGCAGGGUCGGUGUAAUAAUGGUCAGUAAGUUGUAUAUUUAUGUCUGCGUCACAACUUUGAAUUGUAAUGUUUUGGAGACUAGUACAUACAUUUAACGUGCAAUGUUUUUGCGAACGAACAUUACAAACUUCGUGGCUGUGUUUUCAAUAAAUCUAAUGAGGAUUUUUUCAUUUAAUAAUUUCCAUUUCUUAGUCCCAUCUUAAAAUCAAUUGUUCUGGAAUUUGUUUCAACUUCAAAUUGUCAUAAUGGCGAUAUGACAAAUUGAAGUUUGAAACUGGUAUUCUUUUAUUAUUUAGUAUUUUUUUUUUGCAAAGUACAUUAACUGCGGUAAAUUUUAAGAUGUAUUUAUAUUUCACAAAAAACUAUUCAAAAAUUUAGUUGUUUCAAAACUUCAUUUUCCGGUUCAGUGUAGUUUGUUAUAAAAGUUACUUUCAUAUUUUGUUCAGCUUUAAUUACUCGACCCUAUAAAAUAUUUUUUUGAAUUUGAUGUACUUUGCAAAGAAUGUGUUUUGGUUCUUAUUUGCAAACCAAAAAUCUCUUGUGGAAUUCACCUAUGAUAUAUUUAUAUGUAUAUAUAUAAACUUGUUGUCUCGAUUAUACAAAUUAGCAGAUUUCUAGAUACGCAAAUAGUAUUUCUGGAUGUUAUUUUUGUACGUGUUUUUUAUCUGUUAUAGUUCUUUGUUCGUUAUCGUUGCUAUUAGCCAUAAACCGCUAGCUGGAAAUUUGACUGCUUUGUCCAGGGUUCCCACACGCCUAAAAAAUGAAAAUAAAGAACUGCAAAGAAAUCCUAAAAUUUCCUGAUUUUUGUGAAAACUCUUUAAAAUCGAAAUUUUUAUAAUGGAUUUUUUUUAAACAUCAAUCCAAUUUGUCUCCCUUGUUCAAUUCCUUUGCAACCUUGAUUCUUUUGAUUCUGAGUUACACUUUCACUAAUUUAAAUUCUCUGAAAUGUUUGCAUGUGCUUUUCCUGCCAAUUGAUAUCUGUCUAAAAAAAACCCAGCUAAAAUCCACUUAAACACCCUAAAAAAACCCAGCUGAAGUGAGUAGGAACCCUUUUGUCAUUUCGCAACCUUGGUCAUGCACAUAACAUAUCGUUCUUGUGCUUGGAUGGAUGAUCAUAGAGUGCCUAAUUGACAAAAAAACUUCUGUUUACUUGCUAUUUGCGCAAGUUUAACUAAUUUUUCGUACACUAUAUUUGUUAGUGGAAUUGUAUUUAAAAAGACUGUAACGUUGUAUUUCAUUCGAUUUUUUUUGUGAACAUUUUAUAUGGAAAAUGUAAUCAUACAAUAA